UCUCUAUGGGAGGAGGCUAAAGAGAGGUGAGGUGAAGAUGGCGAGAGGCUCCCGGUGUUUGAGGAGAGCAGUAGCGGAGUGUAUCAGACAUUUACCGUCCACAGCCAGUCGAGAGACACCGGGCAGGAAUGGAGUGAGAUAUCUGUCUUCUUGUGGGAUUCUGAUGACCAGGGUGCCGCCCCUCUUCAGGGCUGUAACAGGUCAUGUUGUCGUGGCUCCAACCAGGAGCUUCUUCAACCUCUCUGAGUCCUUCAACAAGAGGAAAGAGUAUUCUGAACGACGUAUUAUUGGGUACUCCAUGCAGGAGAUGUACGAGGUUGUGGCCAGAGUAGAAGAUUAUCUGCUAUUCGUGCCCUGGUGCAAACGCUCAGACGUUAUAUUUCGCCGCUCUGGAUUUUGUAAGGCCAAGCUGAGUGUGGGGUUCCCGCCUGUGGUAGAAAACUACACCUCACUUGUUACUACAGUUCGCCCUCAUUUGGUCAAGGCAUCUUGCUCUGAUGGAAAACUUUUCAAUCACUUGGAGACGGUGUGGCGCUUCAGCCCUGGCCUUCCUGGAUACCCCCGUACCUGCACUCUUGACUUUGCUAUUUCCUUUGAGUUCCGUUCUCUCCUGCAUUCUCAGUUGGCCACCGUUUUCUUCGAUGAGGUGGUGAAGCAGAUGGUGUCAGCCUUUGAGCGGCGGGCGUGCAAGCUGUACGGCCAGGAGACACAGAUCCCACGCGAGCUUAUGUUCCAUGAGAUCCACCACACAUAGUUCAUUCCACACCUUCAGAAUGGGGGGGGGGGUGUUGUUCAGGGAACUGGGAGUUUUAUUGAAAGCAUUCAUUUAGAGUGUUAUAAGGACAUUUGAGAGAAGCGGGAACUCUGUGUGCCAGAAUAACAUCAGUGCCUGGUCUAAACAAAACAGUUGAUUUUAACAUUUUACGCUGGAAAAGCAUGAUGUGGCUGGAUCUUUUCUUGGGGGUUUGAUUGUACCCCAUUGAGUCCUGCCCCACUACCUCCAUGUUAAUAUUUUAGGAUCCUCUCUCCGUACGGAAUGGCACCUGGAGCCAUAUUUUUAUUACAAAGACCUUUAGGUGAUUUUAAAAACAGCUGCCAAAAACCGUUAUAGCUUCAUGAAUGGCACAAUAGUCAAAGGUCAUGGCUUUCUUUGAAAGGAUGAUAUUUGAGACAAUUGAAAGUGCAUUAGGACUUCAGUGUCCAGAAAGGUUGUCAUGUUACACGGUUUGUGUUACCGUGAUAUGAAUGGUAAAUGAUGUAUUUAUUAAAAAGCUUAUUGAU
Molecule: messenger RNA, 1281 nt
Organism: Myxocyprinus asiaticus (Chinese sucker)
Lineage: Eukaryota; Metazoa; Chordata; Actinopteri; Cypriniformes; Catostomidae
Product: coenzyme Q-binding protein COQ10 homolog B, mitochondrial
Exons: 5
Coding region: 38-754 (238 amino acids)
Biological process (GO): ubiquinone biosynthetic process; cellular respiration
Cellular component (GO): mitochondrion
Molecular function (GO): ubiquinone binding
Source: RefSeq, a predicted model, not a curated record